Scedosporium apiospermum is the source of this 1839-nucleotide messenger RNA. RefSeq lists its product as uncharacterized. The record is from RefSeq and is a predicted model, not a curated record. Gene Ontology annotation, cellular component: plasma membrane. Gene Ontology annotation, molecular function: potassium ion transmembrane transporter activity. Gene Ontology annotation, biological process: potassium ion transmembrane transport. Bases 1 to 1839 code for a protein of 612 amino acids. NCBI's taxonomy places the organism in Eukaryota, Fungi, Ascomycota, Sordariomycetes, Microascales, Microascaceae. The transcript has 3 exons.
AUGGGAUGUUGCGGUCAUAGACGGAAGACCGUCAGCGGCGGCGCCGAUCAAAACUGGUCUUAUAUUAACCUCUGUGAUUUCAGGUCCAGCAACUGCUUCACCCCCUUUGCUUAUGGAUAUCUCUGGUUCUCUCUCUUGAUCUCCCUCGCCGUCUACGGUGUCGAUACCUUUACUGCAGUGUCUCUCCUCAUUCUCGGCGACGAAUGGGUUUCCAAAAUCCAACCUGCGGUCGACCCUUCCAUCUCGAAAUGGAUUUUUUCGGCCUGUAUCAUUGCAUCGUUUGUCAACCUCGGCUUCGAGCACGUUCGGGCUUAUAGGGUUAUGAAGAGGGGCAAUGUAGCUGAAUGCUACCUCGACAGUUUGGCGGUCCGCCUGGAGAGUAUUCGUCUUGGAAAGGGCCAGGGAUGGAGGAGGUUUCUCGUUUUCGCCGCUCUAACUAAGAGCAAGAAGGGUGCCGAAUAUAUCGCUCUCUUCACCUACUUCAGCUUCCAAUCUUGGAUCCGAGUGCUUGUUUGCUCUGGCCCUCGACAAGUCAUCAACGCCCUGACCCUGUACUCCGUGUACCGUGCUUAUUUUGAAGAAACUGUCAAGGCUGGCGACACUAUCGACAAGUCUCUGUCCGAUUUUUUCGAGAGAUUUGCCGUCGACUAUCAGCAGGCUUUGAUCUUGGGUGGUAUGACUUUCACUCUUGUCAUCUGGAUCUUCUCGCUGCUCUUCCUAAUCGCCGCUAUUUUGUUCUACAUUUUGUUCCUCUGGCACUGGAUCCCCCAGGCCGAUGGCGGUCUCGGCGGCUACUGUGAACGCAAGGUCAACAAGGCUCUCGUCAAGAUUGUAACCAAGAAGGUCAACAAGGCCCUCGCUAAGGAGCAGACGGCACGCCAGAAGGCAGAGUAUAAGAUGGCGAUGAAGCUGGGUGAGAAGGCUCCCUUGGGGCGGCAGGCAACACUACCCACGCUUCCUGACGUCGGUGGCCCCGGAGGAGACAAGUUGCCCGAGAUGCCAACUCUGCAGAGAAGCGAAACAUUCUCGACGUUGCCAGCUUAUGCCUCGAGGCCUGGUACUGCUGGAAGCUUUGAGCUAAAUAAUAUGGACCAGAAGCGACCGUUGCCCAAUCGCUCAGGAACCAUGUCAUCAUCGACAACAUACUCUUCGCGGGCUCCCCUUGUCGCCAGCGCAUCUGAAAUGGGCACCUCCAGCCCGCGGUCUCCCGCCCCCACCAUUCCUUCCAUUGACUUCAACAACAGCUACGGUCCUCCCCCGCUCAGACCGAACACAUCAAACUCCCAGAGGAGCUUCUCCCGACCGAACCCAGGCCACAUGCCUAAUGGCUCAAACUCUUCGUUUGGUCACCAACCCUACGAUUCGCAGUCCUCGAUUCCCGCGCGAUAUACUGAGACCCCUGCGAACUACUCCGAAGCCGUACCUCCCUUCCCUCCCCCAUCUCGCUCGCCUACUGCCCGGACUAUGGAUAAUUAUAAUGGCCGACCUCCGAUGCCGCAAGGCAGCAACGGCUACCCCGUGCGAUCUCCCACAGCCGGGCCGAAUGCGGACCGGUUCUCACCCAUGGACGGUCGCGCCAGCCCCGCACCGUCGACAUACUCGAGCCGGAAUGGCCCCGGGCUUCCAGCGAACCCAACACCAAGGCCCCUGAACCCAUCAGGCGUCCAGGCUUACCAACCAACUCGGAGUGCCACGGGCCCUCUCCCAGCCCGAACACCCCAACAGCCUCCCACUCGAAAUAUGACGACGGGUGACUACUAUUCUCGACGGCAACCCUCUCAGGGGUCCGCGUACGGCUACGACUACGAUGUCGAGUCUCAGAGGGGUGGGCGCUACUAA